AUGGACCUGCACUUCUCCGACGCCAUCUACGCCAAUCUCCAGCGCGCCGACCCUUCUCUCUGGGCGCUGGAGCGAUCCGUGGUCGUUCUCCCCGUGCUCUUCCUCACCGAGAAGGCAGUCAACACGGCGGCGUGCCGCGAGACGGAGGCGUGCGUGCUGAUGAGCGAUCGCGUCUCGCCGAGUUCAUUCGAAGAGCUGCGGCGAUGUGUGAAGACGCGGAGCUGCAGCCUGGACAAGAAUCGACUGGGGUCGCAUCGAUACAUCGAUCGGAAGUGGCUGAAGGGAGGCGCGAAGCCGCUGCCGCUGCGCUGUUUGAAGUUUGAGGGGAUGGAGCCGUAUGUGAUUCUGCGCCGCGCUCCGGACACGCCCUUGUUUGAUCCUCUGUUCUACGACUACGGAGGGAAUAAGCAGACUUUUGUCGAGUCUCUUCGGUAUUAUUCCGAUCAGUGGUUCGUGCUGAAUAAUGUCUUCGCCAUCGACUCGAGACAUCCCAAAUCCGCUUAUCGCCAGCAGUUCGAUGAGACGUAUCGCCACCGAGCCGCGCUGAACAGCUUCCUCAUCCAGCUUCGAAGCCAUGAGCUCCGACACUCCCAGAAAGAAAAGAUGCCGAUCUGCUCGCGCUUUUUCUCUCUUGUUUUCAUCAAACACAAGGACGACAAGCAUAUGUUACAGUAUAGAUUUCGUUAA
Messenger RNA from Blastocystis hominis, 687 nucleotides. RefSeq lists its product as hypothetical. The transcript has 5 exons. The record is from RefSeq and is a predicted model, not a curated record. NCBI's taxonomy places the organism in Eukaryota, Bigyra, Opalinata, Blastocystidae. Bases 1 to 687 code for a protein of 228 amino acids.